AUGGCUGGCACACUUUCUGUAACGCGUCAAUACCCACAUUUCAGUUUUGACAUGAAUUUCAAGGUGACAAUGUUUCUCGAAAAGAUCUCUCCCUCAAGGAAAAAAAAUAGCGAUUUUAGACAAAGUGAAAUCACUACCUCCAGGCACUUCACAACGUAAAAUUGCUGAAAUAUUAUGCGUUCCGAAAUCAACGGUGGUGAAACUGCUCAAAGAAGAAGGUGUACAACCUGAGUUGACUGAGUUGAAUGAACAAUUUUUACUUAUUCAAAACCAUAACGAGUUUGAAAACAUUGAUGAAAAUACUCCUUGUUUUGAUAAUAAUGAAGACAUCUGUGAUGUUGUAAUACAAAAUUUUCUUUAAAAAAAGGAAGUUGGAAGAUGAAGAAGAAGAAGAAGAUACCAAACUACCAGUUAUAGCUAGAGAGGCUAAAAAUUGCAUUGAUUUGUUGCAGAAGUUCUUCAUGUAAGAGGGAAAUGAAAAUAGUCCAUCUAAUAAGCUUGAAGCGUGUGCCCAUUUUGCCAACCAGAUCCACACUAAACAGCUAAGACAACGAACAAUUACAACGAUUUGUAUACUUUUCACAUCUAAAUAUUAAUUUUAUUUAAUAUAUUAUAUUUAGUUUUAUUUAUAUAGUAAUUAUUUAACAUUUUUUUCAAUUCUAUGAUAAUAAAAAUAAAAACUUUUUUUAUUAUAAUUUUUUUUUUUUUAAACUAAUUUCGAUUUUUAUGGGCUACCGCUUAAUGUGGGCAAACAGGGCAAAAUGUGCCCACAUUAAGCGGAAUCCAUUGUAUUUACCUGUACGCAACAAUUAACCAUUGCUAGUGAAAAACGAUUCUGAGCAGAGUUUGGAUAAGAAUUGUGCUUUGUUACCAAUAUAUAUAUAUUUCAUAUUAUGGUAAAAUAAUUACAUAUACAUUAUAUAUUUUUUUUAAUAAUAUUUGUUUUAUAUUGAACCUAUUUCCUUGUUUUUCCUGGUUAUUCAGAUUUAUUAUGAUAACAGCUGUGAAAAUGAAAAAACGACCUCUUGGUGUUACACUUGAUACUUUGGAGCAAGAUUUCUGGUAGAAUUUGUGUACACAGUAUAAAAAAAUAAAAUAUCAUUGUAAAACCAAUACAUUCCUCGCUUCGUUUAGAAUCUAUAAUUAAAAUAUACUCUUAAAGUUCUAAAAACAAACAUUUAUUUCAUAUAGCAAUUAGAUUUCGAACUUAUACAAAUCUGUAAUAAAUUAACUACCCGUACCCAGUACUGUAAUAUAUCUAGAUAUUUUUUUAAAUUUUAUAUCUCUAUCUAGAUACUUUCUAAAAAUAUGUACCAGUAUCUGUACCUUAGAUAUUAAAUAUUGUACAUCUUAACAAAAGUAUCUAAGAUACAUUUUAAGAUACAAAUCUUACUUUUUUGGUUAAACAAAAUACAAAAAUAAAACGUAAAAUUCUAAAAUCUAAUUUUAUUUAAAUGAAAAUAUCAACAAUUUAUUGUUCAAUGUAUAAUUUUCUGAUUUCUUUACUAUUAUAAAUUAUUAUGUAUAAGUGUAUGACUAUUGUGUAUUGAUAAGUGGAUAACAUCCAUUAUUUAUUUUUUAUUUACCUAUAAUUAACCAAUAUAUUUUAAUAUUGUUAUAUAUUAUGUAUUAUAACAUUGUAAGAAUAAAAUUAUAUUUGAAAUCUGAUAUAAAAAAGAUCGUAUUAUAAAUUAUGUUAUUAAUUUAAUUUAUGUUGUAAUUUUGAAAUUCUAUAUUUUUAAUGAAUUAAAUAUUUAUGAAAUAAAAUUAUCUAUUUUCUUAAAUGUAUCUUAUGAUACUCUUAAGAUGCUUGUAUCUUUAUCAGCAGGUCUAUUAUACAUUAUACACCUAUAUUUUACAGUGUAAAUUAUUUAUACUUACCAUUUACCAGUAGGUAGGUACGAGUUGAGUAACGAAAAUGUACAAAACACCGGCGGCAAUGGACUUUUAUUGGGCUUUCGGAGUAAUUCAACAUUCCGCGAUCAAUAUACGUACACGAGAAUAUUCGACACGAUAUUUUUAAAUCACCGGAAAAAUAUUAACAGGAAAAGACCGUAACACGUAAAGGGUGUACUUAAAUGGUAUUUAUUUAAUUUAUUUUUUCCUAAUAAACUGCGCAAUAGUGGAAUCAUGUUUUGUCACGACUGCGUGUCAUAGUCACCCGUAUUAUUAUUAUAAUACCACCAUACCUACUUGGUUCGCGUAGGUUAUAAUAAUGUUAAAAUAUUCAUAAACCGCCUAUACGACUACGAGAUACCUAAUUUUCCAAAACACGGGCGGCGACGACACCAAAAUAUUAAAAUAAAUUAUUAUAUACUUUAUAAUUUAUAUUAUAUUAUUAUUACACGCCAUCUAUGGAUUCAAACGUUUAAGUGUUCGACGGCGCGGCGCAGUAAUCAGUGUGACGAGACGUCAUAUUUUUUGUUCUUCAGUAGUGUAUUCAACAUUUUUUUUUUUUGAAAGAAGAGGGGAAUUGAAAAAAAUAUAUUUACAAAAUGGGUGUAAUAUUAAAAAUACGAUUUUAGACAACGAAAAAAGUGUAUAGGUUCUUAUAAACGACUUUAUUUUGAACUAUAAUAACAGUAGGUGCAGUAUCAUUAUGGGAGGAUAUUAGAAUAUUUCCGCGGUACCUCUAUAUUUGUUGUAAAAGAUGAUAAUUAAUGGUUUGCGCCAGAUCAAUAGACGGUGUAAAAAUUUUGCCAAACAAUAAACUUGAGGAGUCCUAAAAUGGCUGCUUGGACGAGGUCUAUAUUUUUGGCUUCAAAAUAUUAUUUCACUAAACGAAAACAUAUACUGUUAUCAAAACAUUAAGUAACUUUAUUAGUUUAGUGUCUAAACAAUUUAAACAUAUUAUAGCAAUAUUAUUAUAAUUUAUUAUAAUCUAUUUUGUUUUAAUAUAAAGGCGUAUUUCUAAAAUGUAACAAAUCGCAAUGCAUUAAAUAUAAAAAAAAUAUAAUAAUUACCUAGGUUUUCAACAAUACAUUUAAUAGUGUAUAGACUUGUUUAAUAACUUUUGUGAUGAAAGUCAUUGAUAAGAUUUCGCUAGAAAAGACGGCAGAGUUUAAUGUUAAAUCCUUUUGCGUACGUUGAAACAUAAUCAAAAUUAGUUUUUUAUGUUCGUGAGACGUAUCAUACCAUGGCAUGUUGUAAAUAUGUUCUUUUAAACGUUUAUGCUAUAAAAAUAAAUUAAUCAUGAGGUAUUUGUUUCAGAAAAAUAUUUUUUAUGGUUUCAUCAUAUUAUUUUUAUUUAUAGAUUUUGAAUUAUCGAUAUUUAUUUAUUUGAAAUAGUUCGUUUGUGCGAAAAAUUCGUAUUAAAAUAACAAUGUUUAAAUACACAUAACAUUAUACAGUUGGAAACUAAUAAUUUGUCAGAAAAGAGAAACUUAAUUUUUAAAACAGCACCUUAUUUAUUGAUUUUGGUUAUAUCGCAGGACCUUAGCUACGGAAGGGGGGGGGGGUAAAAUCCUCUCUUUAACAAAGUAGAAAAAGUAAAAAAUGUCUAGUAUAUUCUAAAAUCCAAAAUGUUUAUUUUUUAAACCGUUUUUUUAACUGAAUAAAUACUUAACAUAUAGUAAAUAGUAAUAGAUACACAGUCACACACUCACACAGAAUUAUUCUUUGGUAAAUAUUUAAAUUUCAUCUACAUCAUGAUAUAAUGUAUUAUGUUUAAUCAUCGUCCAUCGACGGUCUAGACUAGAAAUUGAUUACUACUUCGGCCUGCUGCCAGUACACGUUUGUUUGAUGACACUAAUUCAACAGAUAUAAAAGACUUUGAAUCUCUAGUUUUUUUCUAUCUUCCUGAAGUUGAUACUGUCACAGCUAACUGUAAGCUACAAAUUUGGAAACCAAAAACUCAAAGGGCUAGUAAUUUACUAGUAAUUACAAGCAAUGAUGAAAUGUUGCCUUCUAAUGCAUUGGAUGCCAUCAGACGUUGUGACUCUAUCAUAUUCGCAAAUAUAUUUAUGUUGCUAAAAAUUUUGUGCAGUAUACCUGUUUCUACUACAACGUCAGAAAGAUCUUUUUCUGGCUUAAAACGAAUAAAGCCCAACCUCAAAAACAGUAUAAAAGAGGUAUGUAUACACAAUUAAUUUUGAUUUCAUUUUAUUUAUUGAAUUUGUUGUCAAACAGGAUCGUCUUAAUGGAUUGGUACUAUUAUUUUAUUACCGAAAUAUCAUCAUCACGCCCGAUGAAGUAUUGGAUGAAAUCACUAAGAAGCCGAGAAAAAUUGACUUAGUGUUGUCAUUAAAAUAUAACAUUUUACUCUCACAAUUACACAAUUUUGAUGUUUAA
Cinara cedri is the source of this 4290-nucleotide messenger RNA. The record is from the annotation of a GenBank genome assembly. Lineage: Eukaryota; Metazoa; Arthropoda; Insecta; Hemiptera; Aphididae.